Messenger RNA from Carassius auratus (goldfish), 5692 nucleotides. Its product is annotated as filamin-B. Gene Ontology annotation, biological process: actin cytoskeleton organization. Gene Ontology annotation, molecular function: actin filament binding. The record is from RefSeq and is a predicted model, not a curated record. Bases 78 to 5687 code for a protein of 1869 amino acids. The transcript is spliced from 32 exons. NCBI's taxonomy places the organism in Eukaryota, Metazoa, Chordata, Actinopteri, Cypriniformes, Cyprinidae.
AUACAGAGCGCACGAGCGCAGACUCGCGAGACACAUCCAGAGUUAUUAACCACACAACACACGAGUAUUAAACCAUCAUGCCGGCCACAGAGAAAGACCUGGCGGACGACGCGCCGUGGAAGAAGAUCCAGCAGAACACGUUCACGCGCUGGUGUAACGAGCACCUGAAGAGCGUCAACAAACGCGUCGCGGACCUGCAGCUGGACCUGAGCGACGGACUCCGACUCAUCUCUCUGCUCGAGGUGCUCAGCCAGAAGAAGAUGUACAGAAAGUACCACGCCAGACCCACCUUCAGACAGAUGAAGCUGGAGAACGUGUCCGUGGCGCUCGAGUUCCUGGACAGAGAGAAUAUAAAGCUCGUGUCCAUCGACAGUAAAGCGAUUGUGGAUGGGAACCUGAAGUUGAUCCUGGGUCUGGUCUGGACCCUCAUCCUCCAUUACUCCAUCUCUAUGCCCGUCUGGGAGGAUGAAGACGAUGAUGAAGCCAAGAAACAGACGCCCAAGCAGAGGCUGCUGGGCUGGAUCCAGAACAAAGUGGCUGACCUCCCGAUCACUAACUUCAGUCAGGACUGGAGGAACGGCCGAGCGCUGGGAGCUCUGGUGGACAGCUGCGCUCCAGGCCUGUGUCCGGACUGGGAGAUCUGGGACGGGGAGAAGCCGGUGGAAAAUGCCACGGAGGCCAUGCAGCUCGCUGAUGAUUGGCUGGGAAUCCCACAGGUGAUCGCUCCAGAGGAGAUCAUUGACCCCAGUGUGGACGAGCAGUCGGUCAUGACGUAUCUGUCUCAGUUCCCCAAAGCCAAACUGAAGCCUGGAGCUCCUCUCAAACCCAAACUCAACCCGAAGAAGGCGCGCGCGUACGGCCCAGGCAUCGAGCCGACCGGGAACCGUGUGAUGCGUCCGGCCGUGUUCACGGUGGACACCUUCAGCGCGGGUCAAGGCCAGGUCAUGGUGUAUGUUGAAGACCCAGAGGGGCGCAGAGAGGAGGUCAAACCUGUGCUCAACGAAGGCAAAAAGACCUUCAGCGUGACCUACAUCCCUCAGGUCAUCGGACCGCACAAGGUCACUGUGCUGUUCGCUGGACAGCAGAUCCCAAAGAGCCCGUUUGAGGUGGAUGUGGACAAAGCCCUGGGAGAUGCCACUAAAGUCACGGCUAAAGGACCCGGACUGGAGCCGCUGGGCAACAUCGCCAACAAACCCACCUUCUUCGACAUCUACACCGCAGGUGCAGGAGUAGGGGAUGUGACCGCCGUCAUCAAAGACCCUCUGGGUAAUAAAAACACUGUGGAGGCCAUCAUGGAAGACAAGGGCGAAAGCGUCUUCCGCUGCACCUACAAACCCAUGCAGGCCGGCCCUCACACCAUCAACAUCACAUUCGGAGGCAUCGCCAUCCCUAAGAGCCCCUUCACGGUCAACAUCAGCCCAGCGUCUGUUCCCGGAGCGUGUCGAGCCAGCGGUCGAGGUCUGCAGCCCAGAGGGGUGAGAGCACAUCAGCUGGCUGAUUUUAAGGUGGACACCCGUAACGCCGGCAGUGGAGAUCUGAAGGUCACUGUUAAAGGACCCAAAGGUCUCGAGGAGCCUGUGAAACAGAAGGAUGCUUCAGAGGGGGUUUACUCGUAUGAAUACUGUCCACAAACACCUGGCAAAUACACCGUCAGCAUCACCUGGGCCGGACAGCACAUUCCCAAGAGUCCCUUCGAGGUUCAGGUGGGCCCUGAGGCCGGACCGCAGAAGAUCCGAGCGUGGGGUCCGGGUCUGGAGGGAGGCGUUGUGGGGAAAUCUGCAGACUUUGUGGCUGAAUCCAUCGGGACUGAUGUUGGAGUCCUCGGCUUCGCCAUCGAGGGUCCGUCUCAGGCCCGGAUCGAGUGUGAGGAUCAGAACGACGGCUCGUGUAACGUGAGGUACUGGCCCACCGAAUCGGGUGAAUACGCAGUCCAUGUGAUGUGUGAUGAUGAAGACAUCGAGGACAGUCCCUUCAUGGCCUUCAUCGUCCCGGAUAACAAAGCCAACAAUCCUAACCAGGUCAGGGCUUAUGGACCAGGACUGGAGAAGUCUGGCUGUAUCAUAAACAAACCUGCAGAGUUCACCGUCGAGGCCAAAGACGCCGGAAACGGGCCGCUGAGAAUCAUCGCACAGGAUGCAGAUGGGGUCCCCAUCGAUGUGAAGGUGAAGAGCAAAGGGGAUAACGUAUAUUCCUGCUCGUACACACCGAGCGCGGCCGUCAAACACACGCUGGCCGUGACCUGGGGAGGCGUCAGUGUUCCCAACAGCCCCUUCAGGGUGAAUGUGGGAAAGGGAAGCCACCCUCACAAAGUCAAGGUGUUUGGUCCAGGAGUGGAGCGAAGCGGACUGAAGGCUCACGAACCGACGCACUUCACCGUGGACUGCACUGAAGCUGGAGAAGGUGACGUCAGUGUGGGAAUCAAGUGUGACGCUAAUGUUAUCAGCGAUGUGGAAGAGGAUGUUGAUUUUGACAUCAUUCCCAAUGCCAAUGACACCAUCACUGUCAAAUACAUUCCUCCUGGAGCGGGACGCCUCACCAUCAAAGUGCUUUUUACUGAUCAAGAAAUCCCGGUCAGUCCGUUCCGUGUUAAAGUGGAUCCCUCACAUGACGCCUCCAAAGUGAAAGCAGAGGGACCAGGACUCGCCCGAGCAGGUGUGGAGAGUGGAAAACCAACACACUUCACUGUUUACGUCAAAGGAGCGGGCAAAGCUCCUCUGGACGUGCAGUUUUCUGGACCGAAUAAAGGACAGCCCGUUCAAGACUUUGAGAUCAUUGACAACCAUGACUAUUCCCACACUGUCAAAUACACACCGGUCCAGCAGGGAGAGAUGGUGAUAACGGUGACCUACGGUGGAGACCCUAUUUCUAAAAGCCCUUUCGCCGUUGGUGUGGCGCCUCCGCUGGACCUUAGCAAGAUCCAAGUGGAAGGCCUGGAAAACCGUGUGCAAGUGGACGAGGAUCAAGAGUUUGCCAUUGGUACAAGAGGAGCAGGUGGACAGGGCAAACUUGAAGUCAAGAUGACCAGCCCCUCAGGGAAGUCCGUUCCCUGUGUGGUAGAGCCCCAAUCAGGUAAAGGAGCCAGUCUAGUGAAGUACAUCCCCAAAGAGGAGGGCAUUUACACGGUGGAGGUCGUCUACGAUGGCAAUCCCGUGCCAGGAAGCCCUUUCUCAGUUGAAGCCAUGCUGCCUCCUGAUCCCAGCAAGGUCAAAGCGUUCGGUCCAGGACUGAAAGGUGGUCUUGUAGCAAGUCCAGCUGAGUUUACCAUUGACACCAAGGGCGCUGGAACCGGUGGACUCGGUCUAACCGUCGAGGGUCCCACCGAAGCCAAAAUCGAGUGCUCUGACAACGGCGAUUGCACCUGCUCUGUGUCGUACCUCCCGACCGAACCCGGAGAGUAUCUAGUCAACAUUCUCUUCGAGGACGUCCAUAUUCCCGGCUCGCCCUUCCACGCAGACAUCCAAUACCCGUUCGAUCCCACCAAAGUGGUGGCGUCCGGCUCCGGGCUGAAACGAGGCAAAGUAGGAGAGGUCAGCGUGCUGAACGUCGACUGCACCAAAGCUGGACCGGGCCAGUUGACGCUGGAGGCCGAGCCUGACUCUGGAGCCAAAGCCAAGACUGAAGUCCUGGACAACAAGGACGGGACUUACACGGUCACCUACGUCCCGCUGACGGCCGGUAUGUACACGCUGCUGCUGAAGUACGGAGGGAAGACGGUUCCCAACUUCCCCGCCAAAGUGAGCGUGGAUCCGGCUGUCGAUACGAGCAAAGUGAAGGUGUUUGGACCAGGAGUUGCAGGAGAAGGAGUUUUCAGGGAGGCUUCGACUGACUUCACCGUGGAUGCACGAGCUCUGACCAAAGUUGGUGGGAAACACAUUAAAGCCCAUGUGAAGAACCCGUCAGGUGCUGCCACAGACUGUGUUAUUAGUGAUAAUGGCGAUGGGACUUAUAACGUGGAGUACACACCGUUUGAGAAUGGAGUCCACAGUGUGGAGGUUCUGUACGACGAGACUCCCGUCCCAAAGAGCCCGUUUCAGGUCGGGGUGGGCGAGGGCUGUGACCCCUCACGUGUGCAGGCCAAGGGCCCGGGUCUGGAAGAAGCACUGACCGACAAGCCCAACAAGUUCUCCAUCGUCACCAGAGGAGCUGGUAUCGGUGGAUUGGGAAUAACCGUUGAAGGUCCAUCGGAGUCGAAGAUGUCCUGCAAAGAUAACAAAGACGGCAGCUGUAAUGUGGAAUACACCCCGUAUGUGCCUGGUCUGUAUGACGUCAACAUCACGUAUGGAGGACAGCACAUUCCCGGAAGCCCGUUUAAGGUGCCGGUGAAGGAUGUUGUGGACUCCAGUAAAGUGAAGAUCUCUGGACCUGGUGUCGGUUCUGGAGUGAGAGCUAAAAUCCCACAAUCCUUCACUGUGGACUGCAGUAAAGCUGGUGUCGCUCCUCUCUCUGUCGCCGUGACUGGACCGAAAGGUAUAGUGGAGCCAGUUGAAGUCACAGAUAAUGGUGACGGCACACACUCCGUGUCCUACACGCCGUCUGUCGAGGGCUCGUACUCGGUGGCGGUCAAAUACGCAGAAGAGGAAGUUCCACGCAGUCCCUUCAAGCUGCGUGUUCAGCCCACUCAUGAUGCCAGUAAGGUGCGUGCCAGCGGCCCCGGGCUCACCACCGGUCUCUCGGCCAGCUUCCCGGUGGAGUUCACCAUCGACGCCAAAGACGCCGGCGAGGGCCAGCUGUCAGUGCAGAUCACUGACCAGGAUGGGAAACACAAGAAAGCCAACAUUCAGGAUAACCGCGAUGGAACCUACAGAGUGUCUUAUGUGCCGGAUAAGGUUGGCCGUUACACUAUUGUGAUCAAGUACGGCGGAGACGAGAUCCCCACUUCUCCUUAUAGAGUCAGAGCGACCGCUACAGGAGACGCCAGCAAGUGUUCAGUCACCGGACCUGGCAUCGGGCCGACCAUCGGCAUCGGAGAAGAGGUGGGCUUUGUGGUGAACACUAAAGGAGCGGGGAAGGGGAAGGUCUCCUGCGUCGUGGUGACUCCAGACGGCACUGAGGUGGAAGCUGAAGUCAUCGAGAACGAGGAUGGUACCUUCGACAUCUUCUACACUGCUCCUACACCCGGGACGUACGUGAUAUACGUGCGCUUUGGAGGGGAAAACAUCCCCAGGAGCCCCUUCAAAGUCACGGCCACAGAUGAAGUUCCCAUGAUGCAGCAGCAGUCAGUCCAACAGCAAAAGGCAGCACCAGGCGUCGGCUUCCAGCCCUGGGUCACAGAUGGGGGGUAUAAUCCUGCCAACAGCGUGAACGGGACGGGGUACAGGCCUUUCGAUAUGGUGAUCCCCUUCACCUUUAGGAAGGGGGAGAUCACAGGUGAGGUUCACAUGCCGUCAGGUAAAACCGCUCAGCCGGAGAUCAUCGACAACAAAGACGGGACGGUCACGGUCAAGUACUCGCCCACAGAAGCUGGGCUCCACGAGAUGCACAUCAAAUUCAACGGGACACACAUCCCAGAGAGUCCUCUGCAGUUCUAUGUGAACACUGCUAACAGUCCUAACGUGACGGCGUACGGCCGGGUCUGGUCUACGGGACCGCCAAUAAGACCGCCAUCUUCACCAUCUUCACCGAAGAUGCGUCUGACGGUGUGUACUGUACGAACACAUCACGCUCACACUGCCGUCUCCAAACCUUAGAAACC